Molecule: messenger RNA, 3679 nt
Organism: Syngnathus acus (greater pipefish)
Lineage: Eukaryota; Metazoa; Chordata; Actinopteri; Syngnathiformes; Syngnathidae
Gene: pias4a
Product: protein inhibitor of activated STAT, 4a
Exons: 11
Coding region: 570-2060 (496 amino acids)
Biological process (GO): regulation of transcription by RNA polymerase II; protein sumoylation
Molecular function (GO): SUMO ligase activity; zinc ion binding; transcription coregulator activity
Source: RefSeq, a predicted model, not a curated record
UGUGCAAUCUCAUUUUUAUACGUUUAUAAUCGCUUGUCGCUAAUAUUAUCUCUUGUGUUACGCGCUUAGUUUGGCCAGCUAUGCACCUGUCAAAACGCUCGCUUGCCAUGAUUGAGAACCGAAAAGGCAGUUUUCUCAUCACAGCUAGCCGGCUAGCAGCGCAGCUUACAUAGAUAAUGUUUAAAUGAGGGCGCAUUGGAACGGAACUAACUUAGUGUUCCUUUCUUGUCAAAUAGAACAACCAUAUGAUGUAUUUACAACUUGUUGUCAGUGUUUUAACAUUGUUUACCUACCGCUGUUGAGUUAGCAUUGCCUAUGCUAAUGUCUUUCAUGUAAACAUCGGUAAUACUUUUUACAUACUCAUGCGGUAUUUUUUUAAAAUGGGAAACGUACAAAGUACAUAAUGUCUACAUGGUGCCAAGAAAGCUUUUAUUAGCACCACAUUCGACGUAAGUAACAUUACAGUAGGGAUAUAAACGCGUUUCAGUGGAUUGUAUGUUGUGUUGGAGGUAAAUGAAGUGGCGCAUGAUUAUCUGUCAAGUUCAAGACGUCAGAAGUGCGUUUUAAAUAUGGUCAAAAGUUUCCGGGUGUCCGACCUGCAGACACUGCUGGCCUCCAUGGGCCGUAGCAAGAGCGGCUUAAAGCAGGAUCUGGUGGGCCGGGCGUUGAGGCUGGUCCAGACAGAAUACAGCCCCGAGCUGCUCAAGAACGUGCGACAGCUCUACGAGUCGCGCUUCCCCAGAACGUCCGGAUGGCUGGCGGCGCGGCGACCGGAGGGCAUCCCUGUUUCUUAUUCCUCCCUCAAUACGGCCCCGUCUGCCACCUCUCAGGGCGUUGAAUACAUCAACGGCAUCUCCAAACCAAUGGCCACGGCGGCACCGGAGGUCAAACUGGUGCCGCUGCCCUUCUAUCAGACUUUGGAAACACUGCUGCCACCUACAGAGCUCAUUGCCCAGAAUAACGAGAAACUGCAAGACAGUCAGUGCAUAUUUGAUUUAACACCAAGUCAAGCAGACCAAAUCAGAAACGCAAGCGAAAUUCGCCCAGGAAUUAGAUCGAUCCAAGUGGUUCUUAGAAUAUGUUACACGGACUCCAUUGGGGUUCAGGAGGACCAGUACCCUCCCAACAUCGCUGUUAAAGUCAACCAGUCUUAUUGUCAUGUUCCUGGCUACUAUCCGUCUAACAAGCCUGGUGUGGAACCCCGCCGGCCUUGUCGCCCUGUGAACAUAACUCCUUGGUUGCAACUUUCCACCGUCACCAACAGAAUCACUGUCACCUGGGGAAACUUUGGAAAGCGGUACUCGGUGGCCGUGUACUUAGUGAGGAUGUUCACUGCGGCCGACCUUUUCAGCCAGCUCAAACUCUGCUCCGUUGAGAGUGCAGAGCGCUGUCGCGAGCGCAUUCAAGACAAGUUACGUUUUGACCCGGAGAGUGAGAUUGCCACUACAGGUCUUCGGGUUUCGCUCAUUUGUCCACUGGUAAAGAUGCGGAUCGGCGUGCCGUGUCGAGUUCUAACCUGCGCCCAUCUACAGUGUUUCGACGCAGUCUUCUUCCUGCAGAUGAAUGAGAAGAAGCCCACGUGGACCUGCCCUGUGUGUGACAAGCCGGCUCCCUUUGAGCUGCUCACUAUUGACGGGUUGAUGUCCGAGAUCCUGAAAGAGACAAACGAGGAUAUCGAGGAGAUCGAGUACCUGACUGACGGUUCCUGGCAACCCAUCACCGACGACAAGGAGAAGGAAAAGGAAAGAGAACGCAGCGACACGCCGGAGUUCUCCAUGGUCGAUAUGUGUGUUCCCGAGACAAACGGCCACUCGCCAGCCCACAGCAGCACCAGCCUGUCAGGCAAAUCCGGAGGGGGCGCCACGGCGGGCGUCGUCAGCGGAGGGCCCGCCGCGCCGCCCGGAGGCGUGGUGGUGGAUCUGACUCUUGACUCGUCCUCUGAGGAGGAAGGUGGCGGGGGUGGCGGCGGCGACAGCGAGGACACUGAGGACAGCGCCGACAGCCCCGCCACUAAGAGAGGCCGCUACAACUACGACAAGGACUUGGUCACCGCGUACUGACCCCCGCAGCUACUCUUCAACCCCUCCCUCGUCCCCUCUCACGGCUUUGACAAGGAGGGGGUUGAAAGCACGGAAAAUGGAACAGUAAUACACUAGACACAGUGACCCCCCCUCCCCCUCCUCCCUAUCAUCAAAAAACAUCACAGCCUUUUAGCAGUUCCACACUCGCGUAACAAACCUUCAGUCUAGCGUCGUCAAGAUUCCCGUUUGCACUCGACUUGACCACUGGAAGCCGACAACUUUUGGCUCAACAUCAUCCUGCAGCCAAUACUGUACUUCAAUGAGAGAAUUUCAAUGCAUUGCCCCCUCCCCUCAACUUCCUACGAACCCCUUUCUUGAUUGCUGUCUGACCAGGAAGAAAAAGCUCUCCACAGCACCGUGCAUCCGAUUUUUGGCACAUUUGAGCUGUUUGUGCUACUCAGUUCAAGGUGGAAUGGAAGAAAAAAAGAAAAAUGGCAAAAGAAUAAUAUGAACGUGAUGCAAACCUCUCUUGUGGCAUGUUUUUUUUUUUUUUUUUUUUUUGGUUAGAAUUUAAUUCAUUUUAAUUUUCAGUGAAGAUCAUCACUGACCCGGAUGUGUGAAAAUUUCCAUUCCCUUGGUUAUUUUAUUUUGCCCCUUUUUAGAUUGAGAAAAAAAAGAAAAACUACCUCAGUCAUUACACUCUCAGCAGACUAAUCUGAACGAGUAAAGGACAGACUCUGAUGGCCAUUUUACACUGGAUUUUUCUUUUUUUUUCUAUAUUUUUAAUUACAUUAUUCUAUGCAGGUCAUCUUUAGUGGCAUCAGCGCUGUUGGCUUGCUUCUACUUUUGAGAUCUCACAGGAAAUGGUUGAAGUACUGCAGCCUUUAGCUGUACAGUUAGCAGGACAGGCGCUCUGCUCUGCUUGUUCCUCUUUAUGCGGAAGUAUCUAAAUUAUUCACAAAUGCUGUUAUCCUCUCCCACUUUCCUUGCAUUUAUGUACAUUCGAUUGCAUUGUUCAGUUAAUGAACCUUGUGUGUGGUUUGGAGCUUGAGCUGUCUUCAUCUUCAUGACUUUGCUGUUUUGCAGUGGCUUUCAAAUGUCUUGACUAAUCCAAACACAAGCAACGUCCUCCACCCGCAAUCCUCCAGUUCAACUCUCAUAGGACUUUUUAAAAUUGGGACCCGGAGCCGUUUGCACACUUUUUGUUUAUUACUUUAAAGCCAUUGGGUAGUGAGUAUUCCUCCAAACACCUGCCACAGCACAAGGACCAGGAAUUGGGAACGUUGGACACUCGUUGGGCCUAACAGGGAAUGUUGAUAACUCGAUUUGGAUUUUGGUUGUAAAAUUAGUUUAAUCUGAUCUUCCAGCUCGUUUUCUCACCCUCACUCGUUCCUCAUAAUCUGUCUAUCCAGGUUAUUCUCGGAAGUCCCCACCGGUGUAGAUUUGCUUCUAUGGAACUGAGCCAGAUGUUUUUUUUUUGGGCGAGUGCGAGGGGCCGGGUGUCUGGUUGUGACUACAGUACGUUGUGGCAUCUUUUACGGUAAAUGCAUAAGGUUGCAUGGACAGAUGCUUACAAUCCAUGAUGUAAAUGUUUUUCUUUUGUUGUCGUUUUUUUAUAUGUUCAUAUUAAAAGUCAAUAAAAUUUAAAUGAUAUUUUA